AUGGCUAGCGCGUCUAUGAAUCACUACGAAAAACAGCUGUACAGUGUGUUUAAAACCUUCGACGUAGAUAACGAGGAAGCCUUAGACAGGUCAGCAGUACUUCAGCUUUGUGACACGUUGCAGCUAGAAGACCGCGGAGCAGCGCUCGUCGACACGCUUUUCGAGCGCCAGUCAGACCGUGUCACCUUCGCACAGUUCCGAAACGGACUUCUGUCUGUGCUUGGUAGCGAUUCGGUACCGCGGCCAGGACUGUCGACUAGUGCAGAGUGUGGCAGUGUCCCACUGUGUAAAACUACUUCACCACACCACAGUGACGACGAUUCUUCUGGAAGAGAAGUAGCGCCUAAGUUCGUGUUUGGUUCAAAGAAAUACGGGCGACGAUCGCGUCCUCAGCGCGUAGCUUCAGAAGACUCACCACGGCAUCGGGUUGCUUCGGAGUCGCGUCUCGACAGUGCCCGCGCCAGGCAACGCAUGAGGUGUAAACGAAGCGCCUCCGCAAUGGAGAGUCGUGACGACUCUACUGUCGAUAGUUAUACUGCAGACCUCGACCACGACCGGCGAGUAGAUCGUGACCGUGCACUCGCGCUCUGUCGUAGUUUCGGUAUGCGUGAUAUCGACCACUGUUUAGUGAACCGCAUAUUUGAAACAUCUUCCACUGAGGAGAUUACAGUGGGUGAAUUUUUCGAUCUGCUUAAUUCCUCACUUACGACUUCUAUCGCUGCUUCACUCGACGGAGUGUCGGUGGAUGAUAGUUCCAAGUUUAAGAUUGAUGUAGUUUCCAGUGAUGCAGUCGUGGACGCAUGGGAAAGAGCAGGCGUCGAAAGACCUAGACGCUUACUAAUAGAAUUAGGUUUUACGGCUGCCGGUCUUCGACCACACGAACUGGAGCGUGCACUUGAUGAUGAACUAAGAGCACUUACAACACCCGCGGAUAAUUCACCGGAUGCUCGCGCUCUCCUACUCCUGGCGUCCCACGCACUGGCUCGUUUGCGAUUGGAUACUGCGUGGCGGAUGUUGGAUGUCGCCCGAGCCGAGCGUGACAAACUUCGCGAUGAUCUCGCUGAAGCUAAUCGGCGAGCGAGGAUGCUCGCUCAGGAUGUCGAUGAGAACCACGCUCGCAUUGAAGCAGAACUGAAGUCGAGCCUUCGCCAAGUUGAAGUGCGGCACGCUGAAGCGGCUCGAGCUGCGGCUGCGGAGGCCGCUGCGGAGAGAGAGCGCGCGGCGGUCGCCCGCUUGGCGCUAGAGGAGGAGGCCGCACGCCGCGCGGAAUCUGAGGCACGACUACGCACCGAAACUUCGUCGCUUCAAGAACGUAUCGAUGAUCUCCAGGAACGUGUACGCGCCGUGGAGGCUCGGGCGCAACAGGCGGAGCGCGAGCAGGCCCGGCUGCAAGAGGAGGCGCGGGCGGCGGAGGAGCGCGGGGCGCAGCUGGCGCGGAGCGAGCGCGUGGCGAUGGCGGAGCUGGACGCGCGGUUGUUGGAGCUACGCGCGGACAACCAGCGCCUGCGCGACCGCAACGACGAGCUGUGCGCGGCGCUGGAGGCCAGCGCGCGUGCCGCCGCUGCCCGCGCCCACGCCGCGCCGUCCUGGCGUGAGGAGGUCGCCAUGCAAGCCUUGCCACUUGACUCGCACUUAGCUAAUAAACUCGAGGUUUCUGAUCUAUCAUUGUCACCAAAUGAAAAGAAACCACUAGAUCCCAACGAGGUUAUACAGAGGUUACGGCAAGUGUUAGAUACUAUUGGAAGGUUACCAUCACAAAUAAGAGAUGGGUGCCCAAUGUGUAAUAGUGUGGAAGAAACUAUCAGCAAUUUGCAAAAAGUGGUGCGAGAAUUGGGUGAAGAGAUCAUAGUACCAGAGUCACAGUCCCGAGGUGUGACGAGAGCGGAUGUAGGCCUGCAGACUGACUCAGAUAUAAAUACUGAAAGUGUGGACGCACUGAAGAAAGAGCUUAGUGACAUCAAGCAACAACAUGAGAUUGAUAAACAGAAUUUGACGUCUGUGAUAAAAGAGCUAGAGUUGAGCUUGGAGCAAAUGAAGUUGGAGUACGACAAGUGCGAGGAGUAUUGGACGUGCAAGCUGGAGGACGAGCGCGAGCUGUUCGCGGACGAGCAGCGCGCCGGCGACGAACGCCUCGCUGACCUCGUCGCCAAGAUCGCCGACUACGAGCGCCAGUUCGCGCCCGACGCCGCGCAUCCCCCGCACCCCCCACACCACCCGCACCACCCCGCGCACCACCCCCUGCCCACCAUCGACGAGACGCACAGCCUCGAGCUGCAGUUCAGCGACUUGGAGGACGAGUUCGCUAAGUAUAAGACUGAGAAAGAAGCUGAAAUUGCAAAUAAGGCAAAGGAAAUAGAUCAACUGAAGGGCAAGGUGGAGGAGCUGGAGCGGCGCCAGGGCGAUGUCGCGCCGCACGCGCCCUGCGCGUGCGGCGGCGCGGGGGGCGCGGGUCCGGCGGGCGCAGCGCGCUGGCGCGAGGCGGGCGCGCUGCGGGCGCGCGCGGCGCGGGCCGAGCGCGCGGCGCAGCGCCUGCACGCGCGCCUCGCUGCCGCCGACCUGCUCGUGAAGGACCUGUACAUAGAGAACUGCCGCCUGGCGCACCUGCCGCGCCUGCCGCGCCUGCCC
Messenger RNA from Brenthis ino (lesser marbled fritillary), 2625 nucleotides. NCBI's taxonomy places the organism in Eukaryota, Metazoa, Arthropoda, Insecta, Lepidoptera, Nymphalidae. The record is from the annotation of a GenBank genome assembly.